Molecule: messenger RNA, 958 nt
Organism: Solea senegalensis (Senegalese sole)
Lineage: Eukaryota; Metazoa; Chordata; Actinopteri; Pleuronectiformes; Soleidae
Product: tetraspanin-1
Exons: 8
Coding region: 87-812 (241 amino acids)
Cellular component (GO): membrane
Source: RefSeq, a predicted model, not a curated record
UAUUUAGACAGAGUUACUUACUCCUGCAGCACCCGGGAAAACUCCUCUGCAUCCGUUUGAAUAAAAACAAACAGUUGAAGAUUAAAAUGGGCUGCUUCACAUUCGUCAAACUGAUGAUGGUCUUGUUCAACUUGCUUAUCUCUCUCGGGGGCCUGACGCUGCUUGCCAUGGGGAUCUGGGUGACCGUGGAUGGAAGUUCCUUCCUGAAACUGCUGGGGCCAUUCUCAAGCCAAAACAUGCAGUUUGUCAACGUGGGCUUUUUCUGCAUCGCCAUCGGGAUUCUGCUGGUGCUGCUGGGGCUUCUGGGAUGCUGUGGGGCUCACAAAGAGAGCAAAUGUCUGCUGCUCACGUUCUUCUCCAUCAUCCUCAUCAUCUUCAUCGCUGAAGUGGCAGCAGGAGUUGUCGCUCUGGCCUACUCCUCAUUUGCUGAGGGGAUCCUCAAAGCGUGGGCGACCCCGACUUUACAGAAUGAUUACGGUCAAGAGCCUGUGGUCACUAAGAUCUGGAACACCACCAUGACAGAGCUGAGAUGCUGCGGUUUCACCAACUACACAGACUUUUUGGGCUCAAACUUUGAAAAAGAGAAUGGGGGCAGUCUGCCGCCCAGCUGCUGCUGGACCAACAACGCCCCCUGCAGCCCCGGCGAGGCAGAGCGCAGUGCUGUGCAGGGCUGUUUUGAACACAUCCUGGAGGUCUUCCAAGAACAUGCCAACAUUGUGGGAGGAAUCGCAGCUGGGAUCGGAGUCUUAGAGAUUGCUGCCAUGAUAGUGUCCAUGUAUCUCUACUGCCGCCUGGACAAAAGAGUGAGCUGAAGCUCCGUCACAGGAAACAUGGACAGGCGUGAGCGACGCAUCAUAUUAGCAACGUCCCGUCUUCGCUUGCUCUUUUUCUUUCUUUUUAUGGAAAUGCCUGAUUUCACUAUAAACUCCAGAGUGUGACGCGACACAAUGAGUUAGUC